CGCUCUUCUGCUCUGCGCGACCAAGGUCCCGAGCUUCUUAGGGUUGUGCGCUCGCUCCUUCCCUCCUUCGCCUUCUCCUUCGUCCGAGAUCUGCGCGGUUUCUGCUCUCCGGAGGGAGGUUCUGCUCGAUGAGUUUGACUGAUACAGAAAUGGCUCCUCCUAUUGAGACACCACAGAAAGUUUAUGAAAACGAUCAUCCGUCCCAUCCACCUCUUAAUGAAAGGAUUCUCUCAUCAAUGACUAGGAGGUCUGUUGCUGCGCACCCUUGGCAUGACCUUGAGAUAGGACCUGGAGCUCCUACGGUCUUCAACUGUGUGAUUGAAAUUAGUAAAGGGAGCAAGGUCAAGUAUGAACUUGACAAGAAAACUGGACUGAUCAAGGUCGACCGUGUGCUGUAUUCUUCAGUUGUGUAUCCCCACAACUAUGGUUUCAUCCCUCGAACUCUCUGCGAGGAUAAUGACCCUUUGGAUGUCUUGAUCAUCAUGCAGGAACCUGUUCUUCCUGGAUGCUUUCUUAGGGCUAAAGCUAUUGGGCUCAUGCCUAUGAUUGAUCAGGGCGAGAAAGAUGAUAAGAUAAUUGCUGUUUGCGCUGAUGAUCCUGAAUACCGUCAUUACAAUGAUAUUAAGGAGCUCCCACCCCAUCGAUUGGCUGAAAUUCGUCGUUUCUUUGAAGAUUACAAGAAAAAUGAGAACAAGGAAGUUGCAGUUAAUGAUUUCCUGCCUGCCUCUGCUGCCUUUGAUGCAAUUCAGCACUCCAUGAACCUGUAUGCAGACUACAUUGUGGAGAGCUUGAGGAGAUAGAUAGCCCAUUCCAGCAUUGGUGAUGCUGAUCUCCCGAAGUGACCCGAAUACACAGAUAAUGAUGAUAGUAGUAUACAGUAUCUAUAUUUUACUAUAGGAAACUGGGUAUUUUGCUGUAUGUACGAGCAUUGUUUUCAUGGUUCUGUUUAUAUUAUGAUGGUGGAUUGGCUUUCAUA
Messenger RNA from Syzygium oleosum, 976 nucleotides. RefSeq names its product soluble inorganic pyrophosphatase 4. Gene Ontology annotation, cellular component: cytoplasm. Gene Ontology annotation, biological process: phosphate-containing compound metabolic process. Lineage: Eukaryota; Viridiplantae; Streptophyta; Magnoliopsida; Myrtales; Myrtaceae. The record is from RefSeq and is a predicted model, not a curated record. Gene Ontology annotation, molecular function: magnesium ion binding; inorganic diphosphate phosphatase activity. The transcript is spliced from 9 exons. The coding region runs from base 129 to 800 and encodes 223 amino acids.